Mesorhabditis belari is the source of this 528-nucleotide messenger RNA. The record is from the annotation of a GenBank genome assembly. NCBI's taxonomy places the organism in Eukaryota, Metazoa, Nematoda, Chromadorea, Rhabditida, Rhabditidae.
AUGGCGAAUUUCCGAUCGACGAUCAUUUUUGCCUCGGUUUUCCCGACUACAGUAGCGACUUGUUUCGCGGCGACGAACAAGCGGUUAACAUGGCCAAUUCGUCUAUCCGCUGCUGCUGAAAACAUCUGCAAGCUGUUGUUCGCCGUCGACUAUUGUUGGCAACAGUUCUGCAAUCUCGAAGCGCCAUUGUUCAAGUGCCCUCCCGAAAUCGCCACCGGUUUCUUCUAUCCACUUUAUUCAUUAAUUCAUGGAUACUCAUUGAUGAAUGUGGCUAAGAAGAGAAUGGUACAGUUAAACAAAACGGGAAAGGUCACUCGCGCCGAAGUGAUGCUUAUGAUUCAGAUGUUAUCAAACAGUGGAAUGCUCCUUUUGAAUACAAUCGGCUUCACAUUUGUCAAAUUUCUCACUCAACUUUUCUUUGGCCCACUUACGGGAGUUUUUCUCUUAGCAUUCGAGGAAUUUAUUCAAUAUCUGUGCUUUUCUUUACUGUCCAGUGUAAUUGCCAUGUUCUGUUUUCGGAAGCAACGC